Molecule: messenger RNA, 642 nt
Organism: Syzygium oleosum
Lineage: Eukaryota; Viridiplantae; Streptophyta; Magnoliopsida; Myrtales; Myrtaceae
Product: rust resistance kinase Lr10-like
Exons: 1
Coding region: 1-642 (213 amino acids)
Biological process (GO): protein phosphorylation
Molecular function (GO): protein kinase activity; ATP binding
Source: RefSeq, a predicted model, not a curated record
AUGCAAAUUCUACAUUUUGAUAUCAAGCCUCACAAUAUUCUUCUGGAUCAAAAUUUCACUCCAAAAGUUUCUGACUUUGGGCUUGCAAAACUUUAUCCUGUGGAUCAUAGUAUAGUUUUGUUAACUGCUGCAAGAGGAACCUUGGGAUAUAUGGCUCCUGAGCUAUUCUAUAAGGACAUUGGUGGUGUCUCUUAUAAAGCUGAUGUUUAUAGUUUUGGGAUGUUGUUGAUGGAAAUGGCCGGAAGGAGGAGAAAUGUAAAUGCAAAUGCUGACCGUUCAAGUCAAAUUUAUUUCCCUCUAUGGGUUUAUGAUCAACUCAGCAGAGAAAAUGAGGUUGAAAUGGAAGAAGUGGAAGAGGAAAAAGAGCUAACUAGAAAAAUGGUCAUAGUUGCCCUUUGGUGUAUACAGUUAAUGCCUGAUGAGCGACCAUCAAUGAGCAGGGUCCUAGACAUGCUUGAAGGAGAUAUCGAUAAAUUGCGAUUGCCCCCGAAGCCACUUCUGUAUCCGUCCGAGAAGCCAAUUAAUGAUGUCGACACUGAAAUAGAACUUGAAUCAUUCUCAACUUCAUACAAUACUUCGACAAAUUCUGGCGGAUAUCAAUUUCAGCAUAACAAUGAAAUUACGAACUCGUGCACCGUUUGA